Molecule: messenger RNA, 1056 nt
Organism: Carassius auratus (goldfish)
Lineage: Eukaryota; Metazoa; Chordata; Actinopteri; Cypriniformes; Cyprinidae
Product: lipopolysaccharide-induced tumor necrosis factor-alpha factor homolog
Exons: 4
Coding region: 364-843 (159 amino acids)
Cellular component (GO): cytoplasmic side of lysosomal membrane; cytoplasmic side of late endosome membrane; nucleus
Molecular function (GO): zinc ion binding
Source: RefSeq, a predicted model, not a curated record
UUUUUUUUUUUUUUUGGUUUUCGUGUGGUGGGUGUUUCGACCAUUUCGAAACAGUGAAUCGUUUUGCCAAGGAAAUGGUUCAAUUGUUUCAAAGUUUCGAUUCUCCCAUCAACUCUCUCUCAUUUUUUGGGAAACGUUUCAUACAGUUUUACCAGCUUUUACUGCUCGUGUCAUGGUUGCCUUCGUGAAGCCACAGGUUAUGCAACGGAUUUGAGAAGAGCAUCUUGGCAAAGACUUUCCAUCUUGCGAGUGGCACGAGGCCUAACGUUAUCCGCUGGCUAUAACGCGACCGCUGAAGGCUUUACGACGUUCAUAAAACACAGAGCUAACAUCUGCGAAAACGACUGCGCACCCCUUAAGGCGAUGGCAAGCGCACCCCCACAAGAGACCUCCGCAUUUGUGGGACACCCUCCUCUUCCAUCGUAUGAGGAGGCAUUGGGAUCAAACCCACAGUCCCGACCAAUGCCCUAUGCUCCAGCUGAUAUGAAGACAUCUGUGCCUCCAUAUCCAACACAAGCCUACAGCCCGAUGUAUCCCCCACCACCCCAACAAGGUCAACCUGUCACCAGUCCUGUUGUAUCUGUUCAGACCGUAUACGUUCAGCCUGGUCUGGUGUUUGGGAAUGUUCCAGUGCAAGCGCAUUGCCCAGUAUGUGCACAGAACGUGAUAACUCGCCUGGAGUAUACAUCAGGAGCACUAGCUUGGCUCUCUUGCGCAGGCCUUGCCAUUUUUGGUUGUAUCUACGGCUGCUGCCUGAUUCCCUUCUGUGUGGACAGUCUGAAAGAUGUGACCCACCACUGUCCAAACUGCAGCAGUGCUUUAGGAGUCUAUAGGAGAAUGUGAACCAGCUGCAGAACAUGUGAAGGAGUUGUGUGACACAUCGACUCUAUAUUUAUUAUCAUUCUUCAGCCAGAGUCAAUUCAUUAUCUGUGCCACACUGACGUGUAUUUGUACACACGCCUACCUUAACGUACUUGUCUUUUCAUUGUAAACUGUGAUUUAACUUAAAGUUAAAUCUUAAAAAUAUAAAAAUAAAAAUAACUUUAUUUCACACUA